AUGGCCACAACAUCAGAAACAUGGGACUGGCCCGCCGACAUGCCUGAAGACCCCGCGCCCGACCCUGAGCCUUCCACCGCAACCGCCAGUGGGAACGACCAGACCCAUCCUUCCGAGCCGCCCCAACAAGAAGCGAGACCUGAAGAAGACCCCAAGAAAUAUGUCCGGAUGUGCUGGAUCUGCCGUGAUGAGGUUGAGCCCACCUGGGAAGAGCCCGGCAUGAUCGGCAGCAUGCGGAACAGACGCCGCAGAAGACACUACAUCUCUGAGGAUGGCGAUCGCCUCUGCAACCCUUGCCGCUGUAAAGGAUCCGUCAAAUACGUCCACGAAGGCUGCCUGAAGCUGUGGAUGAACGAGAACCCCAAUGCUUACAAAUGCAGUCGCUGCCACUACGAAUACAGGAUGGACCGUCUCACAUGGGCCCAACGUCUUCGCAGCCCACUGCUGUCUCUGGGUAUCACCAUGCUCAUUCUCGUCGCUACAGUCUUCCUCCUUGGCUUCGUAGCCGAUCCGAUCCUUGGCCUUUGGCUUGAUCCCGUCGGGACCAUCACGGACAAGGUCUCUGGCAGUGGCAAGGACAUAGAUAACAGCUUCUAUGAUGAGGAUGACGGCUGGUUCGAGCAUCUCCUGAAGGGUGUCUUUUCUCUGGGCUUGCUUGGGUUUGCCAAAGCAUUCCUUGCGAUGAGCCCCUGGCAAUGGUGGAAUCUGCGAACAACCGGUAUCGUAGGUGGUGGAACCGGCCGCCGUGGAGGCACGGGACGCGACAGGAUGGAGAACAUCAACUUGACCCUUGUCCUCAUCGGCGUCCUCACGUUCCUCUAUACGGUGUGGAAAGGUACCCGCAAGUGGACUGAGCGUACCCUAGACAGGGCAAGCCAGAGAAUCCUCAAUGUCCAAGAAGACACUGGCGAUGACAGUGAUGACGAGGAUGGCGGUGUAAAUGAUGAUGAUGCGAAUGGGAAUGAAGACACGAACCACUGA
Messenger RNA from Anthostomella pinea, 981 nucleotides. Lineage: Eukaryota; Fungi; Ascomycota; Sordariomycetes; Xylariales; Xylariaceae. The record is from the annotation of a GenBank genome assembly.